AUGCACGAUACCCGGUCUACAAGGAAGCAGCUGCCAGGGCAGCCGACCGCGAAGGUCAAAAGGAGCACAGUAACUCCCGGAAUCCCAACAAAGGGCACGGCAAUACACACUCUCGUCACCAGCAAUGGCAGCCCCUACCUAAACUUUCAGAACCGCAUCAUGUAUGGGACCUAUAAGAAGGCCCAGAAGAUGCCAGGCGGUGAUUCCCUUGUGGGCUUCACACGAAUCCUCCACCGCACUCGCCCUGAUCUCCUGAUGGAUGAGGCAAGCCUCUCUCCUACAUCUUGCUCAACAGUGCCCACAUUUAGAGCAGAUCCUCUGACACCCUCCUGUGAUACAUGGUGCGAGUUCCCUGUGUCCGACCGGCCUAAUGCAGUAAUGCAGUUUUUGAAGGCAGCCAAGGCGGACCCCACCAUGAUCAAAGCACCGUGGUUGCUGAUGAUAGAGACAGACUAUGUGUGGAUGAGGCCGCUCCAGGCGCCACCAGCAGAGGACCCGGCCAGCCGUCCGAUGGCAUACCCCUUCAACUACAUAGUUCCCACUGCUCCGCCCCUGGAAGGGGUCAUGCGAAAGAUGUACCCGGCGGAGCUGGGCCCCCUGUCAGGCAUUCACGGCAGCGGCCCGGCACCUGUCAUGAUGCGAUUUGACGAGUGGAUGGAGGUGGCGCCAGAGUGGGAACGGCUGACGGCGCACAUCGAGGCGGACAUGGAGUCGAAGGAGAAGCUGGGGUGGGUGCGCGAGAUGUACGCGUUCAGCGUGGCCAUGGCGCUCAAGGGGGUCAAGCCGGAGAUCCUGGCCUGCCCGCGGUGCCCCCUGAUUGCGCAGCCGCCGGCCGACCAGGCCCUGGGCGGCGCGGCGAUGUUCCACUACACCUGGGGCACCAUCUUCAAGGACUCCUUCGGGCGCAAGAUCUGGGAGUUUGACAAGCGCACCUACACCGCUGAAGAGAUCCAGCGCAAGACGCCGCGUGUGCCUUUGCCACCGGCCUACAGGGAGGAUUGGAAGAUGCAGGAUGACCAGCCUGUAACCCGGGAGCUGUAUGACACGUUGGUGGGCAUGAUAGAGCGGAUGAACAGUGCUGUAGAUGAUUUGCCUGAACUGCAGGCUGUCCGAUAG
Messenger RNA from Coccomyxa subellipsoidea C-169, 1116 nucleotides. RefSeq lists its product as hypothetical. Bases 1 to 1116 code for a protein of 371 amino acids. The transcript is spliced from 6 exons. Lineage: Eukaryota; Viridiplantae; Chlorophyta; Trebouxiophyceae; Coccomyxaceae. The record is from RefSeq and is a predicted model, not a curated record. Gene Ontology annotation, molecular function: glycosyltransferase activity.